Rhizopus microsporus ATCC 52813 is the source of this 1431-nucleotide messenger RNA. RefSeq lists its product as uncharacterized. The coding region runs from base 1 to 1431 and encodes 476 amino acids. The transcript has a single exon. NCBI's taxonomy places the organism in Eukaryota, Fungi, Mucoromycota, Mucoromycetes, Mucorales, Rhizopodaceae. The record is from RefSeq and is a predicted model, not a curated record.
AUGGCUGAUAGCAAUUAUACAUCAUUUGGCUCGGUUUUUGCUUCUGGUAUUCAAGAUGUAGCAGCUGUCGCAGGCGUGUUUGGAACAGAUAUCUGCGAUACAAAUGCUGGACUGGCGUUGACUAUGGGGUAUUUGUUUCCGGCUGCAUGUGGCAUGUCAAUGUUUGGAGCACUUGGGCUUGCAAAGUAUAUUCUAAAGUCGUCUCUUCCUCCAAAUAUUGCCAAAAAUUUGGGCAUUGAAAUCAUAAAAUUUGACAAGUACAGGAUAGACAAAGUGAUACACGACAUAAUAAAUGAAUUGCCGCCAAAUAAAAAAGAUCGCUUGCAUGAACAAAACGUCAGGAUACGUAUACGUGUGCCAAGCUAUGGUAGAUCCACCUGGAUAGGCGCUUUUGCUUCAUGCUUUCUUUUAUCUUGCUUCAACUUUAUACCAUACGUGCCUCACUAUAGAACUUUAUUACUAUACCCUGAAGAUCCCUCUGAUUCAUCUGACCCAUAUAUAUAUUACCCCCUUCUCUUGACAUUCUCUAGCUUUGUGGCAACCUUCGUCUGCUGGUUUGACGCUGCGAUCAUGCUAUCAGGAUCCCCUUUACUUUAUACCAUUAAACGCUCUGAUAUGAAACUAUUCGAGCCUUACCACUUUGGAAGUCUGUUUGCCCGACGCAUUGGUUAUGUUAUAGGCCUUCUUGCAGCUAUAGGCAUUGUCAUUGGCUAUAUUGGCUCGUACUUGGUUGUCCAAAAGAUGACACCGACGGAUACCUACUACUGGCUAGGGCUUGAGUUUAUAAUGUGCUUCUUACGUUUGGCGAUAUGGUCAUGGAAUACAGAAAAAGAUGAGUUGAAUGUGGUAAAUCUACGGUAUAAGAUAGACAGAAGUGAUGAAGGAGUGAUCAGGCAAAUAAGAGAUUUACCGUUGUCAGCAAGUGAACAAACAGAUGUAAUCAGUAAGCUUAAGACUGGCGGUUACUUUAUCCAAUCUGAAAUAGCGGAUGUCUACUAUCAAGCAAGGUGUUAUAUACAUGACUUUUGCUUCCGUAACUUUAAUGAUCUUCGUAUCUACCGUGGCUUCACCUCCUAUGACAUCGUUUCGAAGCCAAGGUACUAUAUACUAUGGAACAACAGUGUGCUCAAUCCACAAAAGAUUCUUGUGGUUCAUGAUCUCAUAGGUUCGUUGACCGAACUCCAAACUAGAAGAGUCAGUUAUGUGAAAAUUCCAUCGAUAUCUUGUUGGACUUAUUACUUUACAGAAAGCGAAUUCGAACCAUUGACAGAAGAACAAGUAGGUGCUGCAAUGCUCGAUAAACUGAAAUCAGAAAUGGACGCUAUUGCUCCAUGGAUAAGUUUUGUUACUUCACGCAAGCAGUUUGACCCUGAGCUCGAAGAAGAUGAACAGAUGUACAAAGAUAUAGAAUUGAAGCCUCAGCAGGCUUGA